Messenger RNA from Saccostrea echinata, 3978 nucleotides. Its product is annotated as golgin subfamily A member 6-like protein 24. The coding region runs from base 1 to 3978 and encodes 1325 amino acids. Lineage: Eukaryota; Metazoa; Mollusca; Bivalvia; Ostreida; Ostreidae. The record is from RefSeq and is a predicted model, not a curated record. The transcript has 6 exons.
AUGAAUUUCUCUAACAAGAUCGAAACUGAAAUACUGGAUUUCGGUGAGGAGCCAGUAAAAAGCGUGGAUGAGAAAUUGGCCAUCUUAAAAUUUGAUUAUAGCUGGGCGGAGAUGGUAGAAAAGGAGGAAGAGAGAAUGAAGGAGGAAAAGGAGAGGUCCAAGAAUGGAAACCAGUUAGAAUUCAGAAAAGAUCCUAUGGAAAAUGUGAAAGAUAAAUUGGCCAUCUUAAAUGUUAAAGAUGAAGUGGUUAAAAAAGAGGAUGUACAGUUAAAUAUGAAGAAAAGACAAAGCGCAAAGAAGGACUACAAGAACUUUAAAGCUAAUGAAAAGAAAAUGAUGAAAGAGAAAGAGGAGGAAAAUCUGAAGAAAAAGAGACUGAAAAUACAGGUGGAAUUGUUGAAAAUGGAGAUUGAGAAAAGACUGAAGACAGAUGAAAAGAAAGUUUUGGGAGAGAAAGGGAAAAAAGAAGGAACAUCAAAAGAAGAUAAGGCAAAGAAAUCCAAGGUUGAGAUAGAGGAGUUUAGUUUGAAGAAAGACAGAGGGGAUAAUGAAAAAUGGCAGUUGGAAAAGAAGGACAGACUGAAGGCCAAAAAGGAACAACAGAAUGUGAAGAAAGAAGAUAUGACAGAAAGAGAAGAGAAAGUGAAAAACAAACCAGAGAAAAGGGAGACAGAGAAGGAAGAGGAAAUGAUAUUGCAGUUAGAGAUGGUAAGACAAUUCAAAUCAGAAAAAAUGACAAACAGAUCAGAGGCAGAAAGACAAGAUAAAGAGAAAAUAGAUGCAAAAGAAAAAAGAAAGAAAUCAGAUACAGAAAAUUUGGAGGCAGAACAGUUGAAAUCAGCAGCAAAUAUGGAGAAGAGAAAAUCAGAGGUAGUGAAGGAAAAUUUGCAAAUAAAUAAAGAGGACCAACUAAAUUCUGAUAGAGAAGAGACCAAACUAAAAACAUCAAAUAAGGUUGAAAAAUUGGAGAAAGAAAAAGCAGAGAAAACAUUAAAGGCAGAAAAGAGGGAAAAUCAGUUGGAGGCAAAAGAGAAGGAAAGGGAGAAAACAGAAUUAGUGAAGAAGGAAAAAUCAGAAACUGUGAUGAAGCAGAAAAAUUUGGACAGAUUGAGUGAGAUGCAAAAAUCAGAAACUGCAAAGAAGGAAGAAGACACAAUGAAGGAGAAGAAAGCAGAAACAGUAAAGAAAGUAGAGAGACUGGAGGAAGAAGAAAAAUCAGAAAUAAUGAAGGAGGAGCAAAAGUCAGACAAAGUAAAGGAGGAGGAAAAAUUAGAAAAUGUGAAAGUGGGGGAAGAAUCAGAAAUAGUGAUGGAGGAGGAAAAAUCAGAAACAGUGGAGGUGGAAGCAGAAACAAUGAAGGAGGAGAAAGCAGAAACAAUGAAGGAGGAGGAAAAAUUAGAAAAGGUGAAAGUGGAGGAAGAAUCAGAAAUAGUGAUGGAGGAGGGAAAAGCAGGAACCGUGAUGGAGGAGGAAAAAUCAAAAACAUUGAAGGAGGUGGAAGCAGAAACAAUGAAGGUGGAGAAAGCAGAAACAGUGAAGGAGGAAGAAAAAAUAGAAAAGGUGAAAGAGGAAGAAAAAUCAGAAAUAGUGAUGGAGGAGGAAAAAUCAGAAAUAGGAAUGGAGAAGGAAAAAUCAGCAACAGUGGAGGAGGAGGAAGAAACAGAAACAUUGAAUGUUCAGGAGAAAACAGAAACAGUGAAUUACAAGGAAGCAGGGACAAUAAAAGAGGGUGAAAAAUCUGAAACAGUGAUGGAGGAGGAAAAAGCAGAAACAGUGGAGGUGGAAGCAGAAACAAUGAAGGUGGAGAAAGCAGAAACAGUGAAGGAGGAGGAAAAAUUAGAAAAGGUGAAAGAGGAAGAAAAAUCAGAAAUAGUUAGGGAGGAGGAAAAAUCAGCAACAGUGAAAGAGGAGGAAAAAACAGAAACAUUGAAUGUUGAGGAGAAAACUGAAUCAGUGAAUGACAAGGAAGCAGGGACAAUGAAAGAGGAUGGAAAAUCAGAAACAGUGAAGGAGGGAGAAAAGGCAGAAAUAGUGAUAGAGGAGGACAAAUCAGAAACAGUGAAGGUGGGAGAAAAAGUAGGAACAGUGAAUGAGAAGGAAAAAUCACCUACAAUGAGGAAGGAUGAAAAAUUAGAAACAGUGAAUGACAAGGAAACAGAGACAAUGAAGGAGGAUGGAAAAUCAGAAACGGUGAAGGAGAAUGGAAAAUCAGAAACAGAGAAGGAGAGAGAAAAAGCAGAAAUAGUGAUGGAGGAGGAAAAAUCAGAAACAGUGAAGGUUGAGGAGAAAUCAGACACAGUGAAGGUUGAGGAGAAAUCAGAAACAGUGAAUGACAAGGUAGCAGAGACAAUGAAGGAGAAUGGAAAAUCAGAAAUAGUGAAGGAGAAUGGAAAAUCAGAAAUAGUGAAGGAGAAUGGAAAAUCAGAAACAGUGAAAGAGGGAGAAAAAGCAGAAAUAGUAAUGGAGGAGGAAAAAUCAGAAACAGUGAUGGAAAAGGAAAACUCAGGAACAGAGAAGGAGGUGGAAAAAUCAGCUACAUUGAAAGUUAAGGAGAAAUCAGAAACAGUGAAUGACAAGGAAGCAGAGACAAUGAAGGAGGAUGGAAAAUCAGAAAUAGUGAAGGAGGAGGUAAAUUCAGAAACAGUGAAGGUGGGAGAAAAAGCAGAAAUAGCAAUGGAGGAAAAGGCAGAAACAGUGAAAGAGAAGGAAAAAUCUGAAACAGUGAAAGAGAAGGAAAAAUCAGCUACAAUGAAAAAGGAGGAAAAAUCUACAGUGAAAGUAGAGGGGAAAUUAGAAACAGUGAAUGACAAGGAAGUGGAGACAAUGAAGGAGGAUGGAAAAUCAGAAACAAUGAAAGAGGAGGUAAAAUCAAAAACAGUGAAGGUUGGAGAAAAAGCAGAAAUAGUGAAAGAAGAGGAAAAAUCAGAAACAGUAAUGGAGAAAGAAAAAUCAGAAACAGUGGAGGAAAAAUCUGCUACAGUGAAGGAGGAGGAAAAAUCAGCUACAGUGAAGGUUGAGGAAAAAUCAGAAACACUGAUGGAGAAGGAAAAAUCAGGAACAGAGAAGGAGGAGGAAAAAUCAGCUACAGUGAAGGUUAAGGAGAAAUUAGAAACAGUGAAUGACAAGGAAGCAGAGACAAUGAAGGAGGAUGGAAAAUCAGAAAUAGUGAAGGAGGAUGAAAAAUUAGAAACAGUGAAGGAAGGAGAGAAAGAAAAAACUGUGAUGGAAUGGGAAAUAUUAGAAACAGUGAUUAAGGAAGAAAAAUCAAAAGCAAUGGAGAAAUCAGAAAUAGUGAUGGAGGGGAGAAAAUCAGCAACAUUAAAGGAAGAGAAAGCAAAAAUAGUGAUGGACAAAGAAGCAGAAACAGUGAAGGAGAAAGAAAAAUCAAAAACAGUGGUGGAUGAGAAAAAAUCAGAAAAAGUGAAGGCAGAGGUAAAAACAGAAACAGUGAAGGAGGAGGAAAACUUAAAAAGGGUAAAAGAGGAGAAAACAGAAACAGUGAAGAAAAGAAAAAAAUUAGAAACUGUGAAGGAUGAGGAGAAGUCAGAAACAGUGAAGAAAAGAGAAGCAGAAACAAUGAAGGAUGAGGAAGCAAAACCAGUGACAGAGGAGAAAAAAUCAAAAACAGUAGAGGAGGAGGAAACAGAAAGAGUGAAGGAGGAGGAAAAAUUAAAAACAGUGAAGGAGAAGGAAGCAGAAAUGGUAAAGGAGGAGGGAAAAUUACAAAUAGUGAAGGAGGAGGAAGCAGAAACAAUGAAGGAGAAGGAAAAAUCAGAAAUAGUGAAGGAGAAAGAAGCAGAGACAUUCAAGGAGGUUGAAAAAUCAGAACCAGUGAAUGACAACAUAAAUUAUACUCACAAAAGACCUGUUUGGCACAUAUUCCUUUGUGGUACAACCUGUCUGCCUGAGAGAAAAAGGCACAAGAAAACAAAAAGAACUGGAUUUUUUGCAAGAAUACAGAAUUUCUUUAGGAGAUAA